ACCAACUCUCAAACCUUGCCUGCUCCUAUCAUUGAAACCAUGGCCUUUUCCAAGUAUUGUUUCCCUCUGUCUAUGUUCAUAGCAUUGUUAUUCUCAAGCACAGACACAAGUCUAGCAGCUCGUCGGCUCUUGGACACACCGGCGGCUCCACCUCCGGUUGUGACGCUGCCUACAAUCCCAUCUCUCCCCAAGCCAACGUUGCCUCCUCUGCCAUCAGUGGCAACACUCCCUAAAGGCACAUUGCCACCAUUACCAAGUACGCCUUUGCCAACAUUGCCGACUCUGCCAAAGGCCACAUUGCCACCACUUCCAAGCACGCCUUUGCCAACGUUGCCGACACAACCAACUCUGCCAAAGGCCACAUUGCCGCCACUACCAAGCACGCCUUUGCCAACGUUGCCCACGCAACCAACUCUACCAAAGGCCACUUUGCCACCACUACCUAGCAUGCCUUUGCCGACGUUGCCGACGCAACCAACUCUGCCAAAGGCUACAUUGCCACCACUACCAAGCAGCCAACUCCCACCUCAGCCAACACUGCCAGCAACUCCAUUGCCCACCAUCCCAACCACAAUCCCGUCAAUCCCCACCAUUCCAACGGCAAUCCCAACAAUUCCUUUUCUCUCCCCACCCCCAUCAAAUUGAAGAACUAAUCCUUGGGAUGCCACAUUUCCAUUCUUCUAUCCUUUAGUAUUGUUUGGAAGAUUCUUUACGCCAUUACUUAUAUUGUGUUUGAAUAUGUUGAACCUGUCUGUGAUCUACAUCUGUGUUUUUUACACGCUUGAGUGGGGCCAUUUGAAUUUGUUUGUGUGAGAGAUUCUGAUGAAUUUGCUUGUAGGAGAGAUUCUGAUGGUUAUUCCUAUCAUUGUCAAAUCAUUCUUUGUAUUUUUAGAGUCACUUGUGAGUGUUAUUAUUAUUGUAAUCACCUUACGAUUAUUGAAUAUGAUUUCUUAUUUAUGUCAGUCA
Messenger RNA from Corylus avellana, 966 nucleotides. RefSeq lists its product as uncharacterized. NCBI's taxonomy places the organism in Eukaryota, Viridiplantae, Streptophyta, Magnoliopsida, Fagales, Betulaceae. The record is from RefSeq and is a predicted model, not a curated record.